CUUCGAAUACGUGACUAACGUGCACGCGUCUUCGUGUCUUCCAGCCAUCGGAUCACACCUCUGCCCGUCUGUUACUAAUCCACAAGGACCAUCGCACUAAGGGCCCAUCCUCCUCAGACCAUAGCUCCAAACCUUGAAGAGCCCUCGCUCACCCUUUGGGCAAUGGCACAGGGAUUCAAGGCCAGCAAGCCUAGCGCUUCGACAAGCAAGGCGUCCAGGUCGGGAAGGAAGAGCAAAUCUUCGGCGGGUCCAAAGAUCGGUCAGAGGGUGGUGCCACCCAAGAAGGCCAAGGCAGUCAAGCAGGCAAACAACCUGAGAAAACAACAAGCGUCCAUCACAACGCGAAUUGAAGGCGAAAUGGCGGGCAGAGCUUCCAACGGACCCUUGACCAUCAUGAAGAGCGCUGCGGAUGGUGCGGCGGCCGAGAAGGCUGCUCAACAAAAGAAGAAGGGCAAGUGAGCUGUAAUCCAACAUGCAGUCAUCACGCUCUGCUCGGUCACUAUGCAGAGCCAUCACGAGUUUUAUCGGGGGGCACACAUUCUGAGGAACGCUCGCCAUCACACCUCGAGACGGCGAGGGCUUGCCGAACAGUCUCUCAUUUAUGCAGAGCAUCAUGCGGACUCGGUCGUCUUGAUUAUAACGUGUCUCGACCGUCGAAGCUCACCCGACAUCGCAGCAUCAGACAGUUGCCCCGUUAGAUGCCCCAUCGGAUGAGGUGACUAUGGUGGAGGCAGUGGCAUUGUGCCCGGGAGAACAUUCCAUGUUCCAUGUUGUAUUGGCAGCACCGUCAGCUACGAGUAUGUCCUUGUUUUACCCUGCACGUCCACAGCGCAUGAAGAUGGGGGCCACUCAAAGCGAUGACGGCCUUCGAAGCGCCUCUUUCAUGAGUGAGGCAGGUAUGCGUGCGGCAAAGGGAAAUUCAUGCGGUCUUUCUUUG
Ceraceosorus guamensis is the source of this 937-nucleotide messenger RNA. RefSeq lists its product as hypothetical. Lineage: Eukaryota; Fungi; Basidiomycota; Exobasidiomycetes; Ceraceosorales; Ceraceosoraceae. Bases 163 to 459 code for a protein of 98 amino acids. The record is from RefSeq and is a predicted model, not a curated record. The transcript has 2 exons.